Arctia plantaginis is the source of this 255-nucleotide messenger RNA. The record is from the annotation of a GenBank genome assembly. Lineage: Eukaryota; Metazoa; Arthropoda; Insecta; Lepidoptera; Erebidae.
AUGAAAUCAGAACAAUUCACACUACAGAACAUGUCAGGAAUUCGCACUAUAGACCCAUAUUUUUAUACUUAUGAAUACUAUGGUCAGAGUUCCGAAAUAAAGGAAGAGGGGAAGAACUCAGCUCGAUGUCUGCUAGAUUUGGGGAUGUUCGGGUGUGCAAUGUCCUCUAUACAAAGCGUAAAAUGUAAAUCUGGAGCUCUUCUCAAGGAAGAGAGUGAGAAAAUUGAAAGGAAAUUGGGAGUGCUUAGAUACUAG